Messenger RNA from Closterium sp. Yama58-4, 4842 nucleotides. Lineage: Eukaryota; Viridiplantae; Streptophyta; Zygnematophyceae; Desmidiales; Closteriaceae. The record is from the annotation of a GenBank genome assembly.
AUGAGUUCAGCGGUAGCGAUUUCAGCUGUAGCGUCUGAUGGAGCCGAGACUUCAAGGGCGAGGAAGACGUACACAACCAGCCAGCUGCGGUCUCUUUCGGAGUUCCCAAGGUGCAAGGAACCGCCUUCGGGAUUCGAUCCAUCGCCAUGGAGGGAUUUGUUCCGGUCCCUCAAGGCGUUCACGGGCCACCUCGCCGCGACUGGAACAACCAAGGCCGGUCGCCACAGGCGUACGAAGGAGGGCCGGAAUGGGGGAGAGACGGUCGGAGGUAUCCCGGGGGAACCCCUCCAUACAACGUCCCAGGGCCAGGAGGCCGUGGCGCUGGCCGUCCGAUCUUGGACAAAGCCGGAGGCAGAUCCCCUCACGAUGGAGCUUUUCCCUCAGCCCCUGGCCAGCCUGUCAGUUGGAGCUUCAGGUGCUGCAGCAGCUGGUGCGGGAGUUGCUGUUGGUGCUGGUCCGCCUGGGGAGAAGGAGCGUUCCGUCGUCACGAGACUGCAGCCUGGCUGGAAGACAGACACGAAUUCCCGCUCGCAUUUCUUCGAGCAGCGGGCCUUCCCCGACCGCACUUCCUCCACGGGCAACAACAGCAGCAGCAGCGCCAGCAGCCAAGCAGGAUGGAGCAAGGACGCUACCGGACCCUCCCCCUCCGCCUUUCCGUCUUCCUCCUCCGCCUCCUCGUCCGCCGGCCCCCCUGCCAGCCGGGCAUCUGACGCCAGCAGCAGCUGGAGAGCAGGCGGCGCAGGGGGACCAGGCGGAGGCGGAGGCGGAGGCGCGGGAGGAGGCGGAGGAGGGGGAAAAGCUGAUGGCACUGCUGGCGGUUCUGGCGGCGACUUUGGCCCUGGGAUUAGGCCGUACGGUGCUGCCUAUGGUGCUCCGCAUGCUGGUCCGCAGGGGGGAUCGUACGGUAGACCAUAUGGCGCUGCCAGUAACGCGUAUGGCCCGGAUAAGCCCAGCAGUGAUGGUGUUCCGCCGGGGUUUGAGGGGUCUGGUCCGGGGUAUGGGCUCAGGAGCAGGUACCAACCCGCGGGGAUGCUUGGCAGGGGCGAAAGAGGAGGAGGAAGCGGGGGCGGCAGGGGCUGGGAACGAGGCGGAGGAGAGAGGGGAGGGGGGUAUGGGCGGGGUAUGGGGGCGCGGGGGUUUGGGGGUGGUAUGGGGAGGGGAGGAGGUGGCGGUGAUGGCGGAUAUGCGUCUGGUGCUGCGCCCAGACAGAGGCCACGAGGAGAGGAUGACUCUGCACGCAAGCCUUACGUGCCGGGGGCGCCACUGAUGGUGGAGGACUCGUUCAACGAUGAGACUUUCGGAGGGAGCAGCAGAGAUGCCAGGCGGAUGGAGGAAGAGAAGAGACGCCGCGAGGAGUUCGAGCAGUUCCGCAGGGCGCAGCACCAGAAGCAGGGAGACGGACUUCACCCACCCUCCCCGCCCACCUCCACCACCACCACAGCCGCUACAGCCGCCGCAGGCACUGCAGGCCCAGCGGCCCUUCGCGCGGCCUCUCACAAGGCGCCGCUGUCUCAGGCAGAGCUGCAGCGCAGGAGACACGAUGAGGACUCUCUCUGGGACUCCCCUGCCCUCUCAGCAGAUCAGGAGGGGAGCUCCGCGUAUCAGGGCGGCGCAGCAGCCGAAGAGGACGACUCAGAGCCUCUCGCAUCGCCCCGUGCCACAGAGGAUUCGGAUUUGGAUCUGGAUUCGCGCAACGCAGCUGGUUUACCAGCAGGAGCAGGAGGAGGAGCAGCAGGGGGGGCAUUGGCAGCAGUGUUGGCACCAUCUGUGGCGGCGCUCAUGGGCCUGGCGCCCGCAGCUCCGCCUGGCUUUCCCGCUGCUGGUGUGCUGGAGGUGAAUGUACCUGCACCUGCACCUGCUGCACCUGCUGCUGCUGCUGAUGUGCCUGGGGUGGGUAGCUCCGGUGGAGGGGGCGAGGGAGAGAAGCUGGUGGCGUGGCUGGGAGGGAUCAUGGCUGGGGCAGGCUCUGGUGCGGGUGUUGGUGCGGACGCGGGUGUUGGUGUUGCUGCUGGCUCUGAGGGAACGGCAGUGGUGCGCUCUUUGAGUGGGUUUGCUCCACCUGGGAUUCCACCUGCCUCUGCGUCUCUCUCGCUGGAGGACGUGGAGAGGGAGCUGCAGCAGUCAGCAUCCCUAAACCCUGAUCAACUCAAGGAUCAACUCAAGGAUCAACUCAAGGAAGACCGCGAGCGUGAACCCAACACGGCCGCGGGCGUGCAUGCGUUGAGUGACGAGAGGGGUGGUGUUAAUGUGGGGAAGGGAGGAGGAGAGGAGGCAGGGCAGCGUCUCUCUGUGAACGACCUGUUUGCUGGGUCUGGGUUGGGGUCAGCAGGGGCUGGGAGCGCAGCAGGAAGAGCAGGGAAAGGUGGAGCAAGUGGAGGAGGAGGGGACACGCUGGGUGGGUGGCCGGCUCUGUCCGGUAGUGUGCUUGCGUCAGACCUAGAGGCAGAUGCUGGGGUGGUAGGCUCGUCUGGGGUGGAUUCUGUUGCAGCUCUGAGCGAUCCCCCUGCCAUGGAUUCUGUGGAUGAUGCUGCAGUGAGAGUGCUUGUCAAGGCUCCCAUGUCUCCUUCCCCCGCCAACCCUCCUAUCCCUGAAGGAUCCGCCUCCCCCAGCUGGUCCCUGCCUCCCGAAUCAUCCCUCUUUGAGGCCCUGUUGGAGUUGAUGCGAGGGGAGAAGAAGGGGCAGCAGCAGGCAGGCAGUGGUGGUGUGAUGGAUGGGAGCUCUCGGGAGGGGUUGUCAGGGUUUGUUGGAAAUGGAGUGGGAGGGGGAGGGAGGGAGGGCAAGGGCGGGAGUGGUGAUGCGUCGAGUGGAAAUGGCGUUUCGCUUUUGACGCAGCUGUUCACCAAUCCCAAGAGCUACGAAUCGAGCACGUUGGGAGAGGGGGAGACGCUGGGAGCGAGGCUGGCAAGCAUUCAGAGUGCCCUGCUCCAUGCCACAUCUGCACAACAACCGGACAUUGAGAGAGGGGGAGGUGGGACUGGUGGCGGUGCUGCUGGCAUCUCCCUGCCGUUUCCUUUCCCCUUGUCCUCCCAGGGUCCUCCAGGUCAGCUCGUGCAAGCAGACGGGUCGGGCUCAGGGGUGACGGUAGGGUCUGGAGGUGUAGGGGGGCCACUGCCAGUGAUGCCAUCAACGGUGCAGUGGCAGAGCUUGGCGGAAAUAGAGGCGUCACUGCUGCAGUCAGCCGAGGGGCAGGGGCAGGGGCAGGGGCAGGAGGAACACUUGAAAUCCAUCAAUUCUGCUGCUGGCUCUGCCAGUGCUGACAGCAUUGUCAGCUCCGAGGCCCAGCAUGCGCCUGGGCUGGGGCAGCUGCUGGUCCCUGGACUGCUGGCUGCUGGUGAAGGUACAGCUCAAGUGGGGGAUGGGUCUGACGGAGGUGCUCUGGGAGGGGCCUCUGCUGCUUCGAUUCAUCUGCUGUCGCUGCUGACAGGCGGGGCACAGGUAGGAGCGGGAGGUGGGAAAGCAGCUGGAGGAGGAGAAGGAGAUGUUGUGAUUGCAGAAGGAGCAGCUGCUGCAGCAGAAGCAGCUGAUGGUUCUGUUGCUGGUACGGGAGGUUUCGUGGCGAUGGGAGUAAAGGAAGAAAAGGGCAGCGCGACUGGUAGCGGUGGUGGCUAUAGCAACGGGUAUGUGCAUGGGCGAGUGGGUGUGCCUGCAGAUGCAGAAGCAAAUGCCGAUGCAGGUGGUGUUGAGAUUGCUUGUGAAAAGAAGAAUGCGAAAUCACCUGUUGCUGCUUCUGCUAAAGAAAUGGCAGCAGGUGUGGAUAAGCAGAUGGGAUCAGACGCUGGUAAGAAGAAAGAAGCAGGCGCUGGGGAUAAGCUGCCAGUAGCAGGUGCUUGUGAGCCUGCAAAUGCAGGCAGUAAGAGUGGGGAUGAGAAGAGUGAUAUGGAAGAAGGCAAGCAGGCGAGUGAACAACGCUCGUGUGAAGCUGUAGCAGCAAAGGGUGCUGGGGAUGCCACACCACCAGGAGCAAAAUCACCAGGAGCAGCAGCAGCAGCAGCAGCAGGAACAGCAGCAAAAGGAGUAGAAGGGCGAGAGGAGGGAGAAAGAGACAGUAGCAGCUCUGUAGAUGCGCUGCAAGCGAGGAAUGAGAUGGCAAAGCAAGAGCCUUGGCAGCAGCAAAUGCAGAAACCUGGCAUUGUGAAGCGGCUGUUUGGGUUCCUCCAGAGCACCCCCAACCCCCCCGCACCACCUGCUGCUGAUUGUGCUGCUGCUGCUGCCACUGCUGAGGAGUCAAAGCAGGUAGGGAAGCAAACAUCAGUGGGGGAUAGGAAUGAUGAGAGCAAUGUGAUGCAGGAGAGCAGGAGAAAGGAGGAGCAGGGGACGGCUGCUGUGAAAGGGAACAUUAGCAACAAUGAGUGUGUGGGUGUAAUUAGGGUAGUGGCUGCUGGCACUGGUGAGGUGCACAAUGGUUCUGAGGCGUUACAUAUGGGUGGAGUAUUGUGCGAUGAUGCAGGAGAGGAAGGGGGCUUGGGGGAGCAGAAGGAGGGGGGUGGAAAGGGAAGCGUGCAAGGUCCCGGCAGCCAAGGGCAGCAGCUGAACAGUGGUAACACGGAACUGCAAAAACACGACCAGGAGCAGGAGCCGCAGCAGCAGCAGCAGGAGCAGCAGCAGCAACAGCAACCUACCUCUCCUCCCUCCCUCCCCAUGCCGUUCCCAGUGAACCCAUCCAUAUCGCCCUCUUCACAGCCCCAUCCGCCCAUGCAUUCUCUCUCUCGCACCAUCCCUCUCCACAAUCCCAGCCGCCCCCAUAUCCCCAUCAGCCGCCAUUCACUCAGGCUGCCCAUUCUAUGGGCGAUUCUUACUCACAUGCUGUGCCUGGUAGUGCCCCACCGCCCUGGCUCCCAUUAG